AAUAUAAUUACUGUAGAGGCAGCAGGCAAUUACAUUAUUUCAUUACAAGCUAUGUCUGAUUUCUGUAAAGUUUAUACUAAACAGGUAGUUGUCGACUUACUACCAUUUGUUUAGUGAACAUUCAAAAUUACAAUGUUACUGAAAAAGUGACUUAUGACCGGUUUUGAUAUUUAUAACCGUUGCAGCAUCCCCACAGUCAUAUGACAGUUGCCGUGUCCCUUGGUCAUGUGAUCACUUUUUGUCCCCUUCUGACAAGCAAAGUCUAUGAGGAAGCCAGAUUCACUAGACAACCAUGUUACUAACUUAACUGAUUCACUUAACAACUGGUUAAUGGUUGUAAAAUGAAGCAAAGCUCACUUAAUGUCUUGCUUAGCAAUGGAAAUUUUGGACUCAAUUCUGGUCAUGUCAAGGACUACCUGUAUUAUGGAAUCAAUUGAUUAAAUGACAUAAGAUAUGGUGAUGGUAUCGUACAGGAAUAAUGUGAAACUUAUUUGAAUUAAGGGAUUAUAAUAAGAGUUUAUAGAUGAUUUCUAAUGAAUGUUGACAUUGUGAAAUUACUUCUGCUGCUUCAUAGCAGAUAUUGGAGAGUUUCCUUGAAAUAUUACCAUAGGAGUUCCUUAAAGUGGCUAUAUUGCAUGUACCAGCCGACACUAGCAAUAACUUAUCUAAUUUUGCAGAGCUUCUAAAGUUUCAGUUCUAUAUUUAUUUACCUAAGAAUAAGCUGUAAUAAGUUCAACAAAAGUUACUUCUGAUUAGAUGAGAAUUAAGCCAUACCAGGGGUCUUCAAACCUGUCAACUUUUAAGAGUUGUGAACUUCAGUUCCCCAUGCUAGCUGGGGAAUUCUUGGAGUUGGAGUUCACAAGUCUUAAAGUUGAUGAGUUUGGAGACCCCUUUACUACACUUGACAUAUCAUUUUCUUAACCAUGUGGGAAUCAUUUGAUGUAAUUGGUGUAGGAAACGUGAUGUAUAAAAGUAACGUAAUGUUGGUUGCUUCUAAAAGUAUUCCUGCAGUAUCCAUCUUCCAGCUUGAUGCCGGUGCUCAGAGUUUAAUUUUUAAACAGCACAUAACCUUAAGCCACAAAGGUUGGGACAUUGCAUUUGAAGAAACAGGUGGGGUCUGGGUACUGCAGGAGAAUCAGCAAAUACCUCUUCUAUUCUACCAACUUGAGGAUGGACAGUGGCAGCCUGUUAUUGACAAGAAAGAAUUAGUGAAAAUGUCCAAGUACAUAUGUGACCAUUGGAGAAUAUUUGAAGGUGCUAUGGACAAAGAGAGCUGCUUUCAAAAUCUCUACAAGGCUUCUUUUGAUAAUAUGUCCAUUUAUCUAAAAAAGAAAGAAGAGAGACUUCAGCAGCAGAAAAAUAAGAGAAAAGAUCCACAUGAAUCCAGUGAACAGACCAAAAAAGUCAGAACUGAAGAGUUGUCCUGAUAUUACUCAAUGCUUAUCACAUUUCUGAGUUUGGAAGAAGCUGAACAGAAAACAAACUUUUUCUUACGCAUAACUGAAAUUAAAUCUGCCUGAUGGCUAGUGUCAGCAUACCUCACCCCUAACAAAUGGCAAAAGAACUAACCUAAUUAACAAGUCACAUCCCAGUGCCUUUAAGUAACUUGUUUCUAAAUGUAUGUUUUAAAAUGUUGCUUGAAUGACAGUGUUGCAAAUAAUACCUAGAAAAGAAUCGUAACAAAGAACCUUCUCUUCGAAAUCCAGUUGCUCAGAUUUUCAUCCUGAGCCAAGAAUAUGCUUUGUCACAAUGUCAAAUGGACCCAAAUCAUUGCAUAGUGGCAAACUUCUACCCACCCAUCUUUUCCAGGGGCUGAGGUAAUAUAUAUUGUAUAAAGGUAGUCCUUGAUUUAUCACCACAGUUGAGCCCAGAAUUUAUGUUGCUAAGUGAGAAAUUCGUUAAGUGAGUUUUGACCCGUUUUACAACCUUUCUGGUCACAUUUGUUAAAUGAAUCAUUGCAGUUAAAUUAGUAACUCAGUUGUGACUCUGGCUUCCCCAUUGAAUUUGUCAGAAUGUCACAAAAGAUGAUCACAUGACCCCAGAAAACUGCAACCAUCGUAAAUACGAACCAGCUAUCAAGAAUCCAAAUGUCAAUCACAUGACCAUGGGGAUGCUGCAACGGUCAUAAUGGUCCAUUGGUGGUUGUCACUUUUUUCAGUGCGGUUGUAACCGCAUGGUCAAGGAUUACCUGUAGUUAUAUAAGAAAGAAGCUGGCUUACUGCCAUAGUUCAUGGUCAAGCCCAAUUAUCUCUGGAAUUUUGUAUCAGAAGAUUUUGUUGAGUUCACUAGUAGAUAUGAUCUACUGAAUCAUAGAAUCUAUCAGAAGAAACCCCUUAAAAAUGACUUGACUCCAGUUGUCUUUCGUGCAUUUAAAUAAAUAGGUAGAAAAAAUGAAGUGUUAAGAUAGUUGUGCUAUUACAACAGAUAGUGUCGGCAACAAGCUUCAGUGAUGCAAACAUGCACUGUAUUUACCACUUCAUGUCACAAAAUUGCCAUUAAGUACUGAUAACAUCUAACAUAAGUGGCCGUGUUUGUGUCAUAAUUGGCACUGUAGUUAAGUUGACCUCUUAACAAUAAAAAGGUAAAGGAGUCCCUAUGGAUUUUACUCUGCUAGUCGUUGCUGCCUACAGGGGGCGUGCUUAUCUCCAUUUCAAGGCCAUUGAGCCAGUGCACUCAUGUUGCCACAGAAUUAUUCAUUUUAACAAUAAAGGAGUAAUAAACAUUUAUGGAACAUCUAUUUUAGACUGUAUUCUACCAAAGUGAAGUUCUCACUUUUUUUAGUCCAAAGCUUGCAAUUUGAUGUUAAUAACUGCAGUGUUUGAUCAUCAUUAAAAUAGAUUUUGCUAUAUAUGUGAUAGCAAUUUGAAUGCACUUUAUCAGCAUCUUGUUUUGUGUAUUUAAAUCCCAAUUAGUUAAAAUUAAAUGUAAAAUUUGGAUGAUUGUG
This is a messenger RNA of Ahaetulla prasina, 2944 nucleotides long. Its product is annotated as tRNA (guanine-N(7)-)-methyltransferase non-catalytic subunit WDR4-like. Gene Ontology annotation, molecular function: tRNA (guanine(46)-N7)-methyltransferase activity. The record is from RefSeq and is a predicted model, not a curated record. The transcript has 3 exons. Gene Ontology annotation, cellular component: nucleus; tRNA methyltransferase complex; cytosol. Bases 924 to 1427 code for a protein of 167 amino acids. NCBI's taxonomy places the organism in Eukaryota, Metazoa, Chordata, Lepidosauria, Squamata, Colubridae. Gene Ontology annotation, biological process: RNA (guanine-N7)-methylation.